AUGGAUGCCGUUCCUCAUGUAGUUGCUCGGCUCGUGAGAUCUGGAAAGGACGCUGUUCAGAUGAAUGAUGGUGAAGGUUGUACUGCUGAUUUGAGCUCUGGAAAUGAUAAUGGACAGAUGAAUGAUGGUGAAGGUUGUACUGCUGAUUUGAGCUCUGGAAAUGAUGAUGGUCAGAUGAAUGAUGGUGAAGGUUGUACUGCUGAUUUGAGCUCUGGAAAUGAUAAUGGUCAGAUGAAUGAUGGUGAAGGUUGUACUGCUGAUUUGAGCUCUGGAAAUGAUGAUGGUCAGAUGAAUGAUGGUGAAGGUUGUACUUCUGAUUUGAGCUCUGGAAAUGAUGAUGGUCAGAUGAAUGAUGGUGAAGGUUGUACUGCUGAUUUGAGCUCUGGAAAUGAUAAUGGUCAGAUGAAUGAUGGUGAAGGUUGUACUGCUGAUUUGAGCUCUGGAAAUGAUGAUGGUGAAGGUUGUACUGCUGAUUUGAGCUCGGGAAAAAACGAUGGUCAGAUGAAUGAUGGUGGCGGUUGA
Mytilus trossulus (common blue mussel) is the source of this 522-nucleotide messenger RNA. RefSeq lists its product as uncharacterized. Lineage: Eukaryota; Metazoa; Mollusca; Bivalvia; Mytilida; Mytilidae. The transcript has 2 exons. Bases 1 to 522 code for a protein of 173 amino acids. The record is from RefSeq and is a predicted model, not a curated record.